UAAAGUGCUGUGGCAGUUUGGGGACAGAGAGGUGAUUUCUGCAAGGCUUGCUCUAGAAGAACCUUCCCAAAGUAUCAUACGAGAUGACUGAUGUGUGGAUAGUACUUGGACAAGUAGGAAUGACGAGGAAGCCAUUCAAGGCACAAAUGGAUGGUGUGGGGCUCCUGAGAGCUCAGUGGAGUUAUCCUAUAGGUAGUAAGGCAUUCUAUUUGUCAGAAAUGAAUGGGUGGACUUACGCUUAUUCUUUUAAUAAUAUCACAGUUCCAUAUGAUCCAAUACUGAGGGUCUCACCUUCCUCCUAAAUGGGCAUGAAGAUGUGUCAGGAAGGAAGAGUACGGGGAAAGAUCCUGCUCAAGUAGAGCUGAACAAAUCAUCUUUAAGUUCCUUCUCUUCAAAAGGCUCAGAUCACCAAAGUAUCCUUACAGCAGACAGAGAGAGAGAAAAGGAUUUGCUUCUUAAGAUAUCUGAGGUGACACUGAACAUGGCUUCUUCCCUAGUAAAUCCCUGUGUAACUAAAUCAUCUUUUUUAUCCCAAGGUCCAACCACCUUUGAAGCAUGAGUUCCCAGCAGCAGAAGAAGCCCUGCACCCUAACCCCUCAGCUUCAGCAGCAGCAGGUGAAACAGCCUUGCCAGCCUCCACCCCAGGAACCACGUGUCCCCCAAACCAAGGAGCCCUGCCACCCUAAGGUGCCCAAACCCUGCCACCCCACAGUGCCUGAGCCCUGCCACCCCAAGGUUCCUGAGCCCUGCCACCCCAAGGUGCCUGAGCCCUGCCCCUCAAAGGUCACUCCAGCACCAGCCCAGCAGAAGACCAAGCAGAAGUAA
Molecule: messenger RNA, 825 nt
Organism: Trichechus manatus latirostris (Florida manatee)
Lineage: Eukaryota; Metazoa; Chordata; Mammalia; Sirenia; Trichechidae
Product: cornifin-B
Exons: 2
Coding region: 556-825 (89 amino acids)
Source: RefSeq, a predicted model, not a curated record